Archocentrus centrarchus (flier cichlid) is the source of this 3020-nucleotide messenger RNA. It is a transcript of the gene l3mbtl2, whose product is annotated as L3MBTL histone methyl-lysine binding protein 2. Gene Ontology annotation, biological process: negative regulation of DNA-templated transcription. The record is from RefSeq and is a predicted model, not a curated record. Gene Ontology annotation, molecular function: zinc ion binding; chromatin binding. The transcript is spliced from 18 exons. Bases 194 to 2662 code for a protein of 822 amino acids. NCBI's taxonomy places the organism in Eukaryota, Metazoa, Chordata, Actinopteri, Cichliformes, Cichlidae. Gene Ontology annotation, cellular component: nucleus.
AAAAUGACGCUAAAGCUGAGCGACCACGUUACAGUACCGGUCAACUGUGAAGAUGCACCUUAACAGUUCAUACCCAGAUCCAUUUGUAGGUGUAUGAGACAUUUCAUUCAUUUACCUCCUCUCAUAGAACAAAACCCCAUAACUCAAAAGAAGACAGGAUCCAUGAAAGGUGGUCAUGCUGUAAGGUCAGAGGAUGCCUUACCAUUGUGUGGCUUAUGGAUGUGGAAAAACAACUGAAGACGGCGUAACACUGUUUAAAUUCCCCAAGGACCCUGAAGAGUUUCGAAAAUGGGAGAAGCAGGUCCAGCGCACCCGCACGCAGUGGGUCGCCACACCCAACUCUUACCUUUGCAGUGAGCAUUUUGGCAAGGAGUACUUUGAGCCCAGACUGCCUACAGGGCCCCUAAAGCUGAGGCCGGGAGCUGCUCCUACAGUGUUUGUACGCCCGCACUGUCCUUCCUGCAACAGUGUGGGCUGCAGUAGCUGCCUGCCUUCUAUCCAACACAAGACCAUUACAGCUGAACCAAGAGCGCAAAGCGUUAGUGCUGGAUACAGUGACAUGGCACCCAUAAAGUGUGACGAUACUAAUAAAGGAGGUAACGAACGACAUUUGAGACUAGGAGGGUUUAAGCUGCAAGAUGAGCGACCAGUGGUUUGUGAGAUGUGUGGAACAACCGGCAAUAUCAACAACUUCUUUUCCAAGACUAAGCGUUUCUGCAGUAUAUCCUGCUCACGUUCCUAUUCGUCAAACUCCAAAAAGUCAUCCAUACUAGCACGUCUGCAGGGAAGGCCCCCAACGAAAAAAGCCACUGUGCUGAAUAAAGUGAAUAAAGCUCCUCCGGCACAAACAGGAGUUGAUGCUGCUGCUGCUUUUGACUGGGGCGCCUACUUAGAGAGGGAAACCUCUCUUGCUGCGUCUGUCUCCUGCUUCAGACAUGCUCCCCUGUGCGCCCAGUGGGAUGACAUCAGCGUGGGGAUGAAAGUGGAGGUCCUGAACACGAACGCCGUCCUUCCCAGUAAAGUCUACUGGAUUGCUACUGUUAUCCAGGUUGCAGGAUACAAAGCUCUGUUGAGAUAUGAAGGCUUUGAGCACGACAGCAGCCAUGAUUUCUGGUGCAGUCUCGUUUCAGGGGAGCUGAACCCGAUCGGAUGGUGCACAAUGACUAGCAAGCUGCUGGUGCCACCACAAGAUCUGAAGCAGAACAUCCCAGAUUGGAAAGAGUAUCUGAUGAAAAGGUUGGUGGGCGCUCACACGCUGCCUGUUGAUUUCUACCUGAAGCUUGCAGAAAGCAUGAAGAACUCUUUCAGGAUUGGCAUGCGUGUGGAGGUGGUGGACCCCAAACAUGUGAGCCGGACACGCGUGGCCCUCGUGGACUCCAAUAUCGGCGGUCGUCUGCGGCUGGUGUACGCAGACCAAAGCGACUCCCCUGAGAACAUGAUCUCUGAUUUCUGGUGUCACAUGUGGAGUCCCCUCCUGCACCCAAUAGGCUGGUCCAGAAAAGUGGGUCAUGAUAUCAAAGCACCCGCAAACAAUUUGGAAGCUUCCAGUGGUUUCAAGGGUAAUUCUGACAGUACGUUCAUGCUCUUUAAAAAGCCGAGGUUCACCUACAUGGAGGAAAGUUUCUUUGAAGAAGGAAUGAAGUUGGAGGCCAUUGACCCUCUCAACCUGGGAAGUAUCUGUGUGGCCACAGUACACAAGGUGCUGUUAGAUGGCUACCUGAUGGUUGGCAUUGAUGGCAUCAUAUCAAACAAUGGCUCCGACUGGUUUUGUUACCAUGCCUCCUCUCAUGCCAUUCUUCCAAUUAACUUCUGUAAAAAAAACAACAUCCCUCUCACAGUACCUCCAGAUUAUGAUCCUCAAACUUUCACCUGGGAAAAGUACCUGGAGGAGACCAAAGCAAAAGCUGCACCCGCAAGACUGUUUAACACUGACUACCCAGGUCACGGCUACUCCCCCAACAUGAAGCUGGAGGCUGUGGAUCUGAUGGAGCCGCGGCUCGUGUGUGUGGCCACCGUGAAGCGCUGCGUUGGCCGCCUUCUCCUCAUCCACUUCGACGGCUGGGAGGAUGAGUUUGACCAGUGGGUUGACCACCAGUCUCCAGACAUCUACCCCGUUGGCUGGUGUGAGCUCAUGGGCUACCAGCUCCAGUCACCUCCUGGACUCGCUGAAUUAUUUGAACAGCAGCUGGUGCGGAACAAGAAAUGCCGGCGCUUUUCUUUCGGGAGAAAGAAAAAGAAGAACCCAAAAAAGAGGCUGUCUCAGGACCAAGCUCAAGAUGAUGCCGAUCAGCACACUGAAAGUCUCCAAAGCACGCCUCGAAAAGUGCCACCCGUCCAGCCCAAGACUGAGCUAGAGGAGCAGGAGAUUGUUGCAGUGCAGGUGAAAGUGGAGGAAAUGGAGAUGGAGACCCCUAUUAGGCCCCCAGAUAACCCUCCGCAAGUCUCUGUGAGCAAAAUCAAACAGGAAGAGGGAGAGCAAAGCAGCUUGGAAAAUGAAGCACAUGAAACGAUGGUGCAAAGUAAGACUAAAGACACGAGUGAAGACAGUGCAUCACUUGAAGACAGGUGUACUGGUGAUAGCAGCACAGAUCAAACUGAAAAUGAAAGACUGGACAAAGAGGAGUGGAGCCAAGAAAAUGACAGUACCAUGGAUGAAACGUAGAGGGGAAAAAAAAUCAUAGUUGAAUGCAUGUAAUAAAUAUGUUGCCACACCAUUGUAUCAUGAAGAGCUUCUGGAAUGUGACUCAGUCUAAGAGGAAAUCAUAGAUAUGAUUAUGAACAUCUUCCUGGGACAGACAAGUGUUGAAUUUUAUUUUCAGAUGUCUUGUAAAUUUACAAUCAGUUGUGUAUUUUAAAAAAUUUAACUGUUAUUUGUUGCUUUACAACUUUAAGUAUGUUGUAGUUGAGCUUAACUAGCCUCAUUGCCAUCUUUGUAGUGGGGACCUUUAUGCUUUUCCUUAUUUUCUGUCAUACACACACUGUUAAAUAUAACAGUAUGGUGGAUGCUCACAUUAAAAAUU